AUGAUGGCUGGGAGUUUAAGGGAGUGUCCUUCCGCGAAUUUAAUCGGCCACAAGGAAAAUUGGUGUGUUCAAAUAAUGUCUUCGACGGCCACGCAGCGCUCGUUGCUGCUUGCGCUGAGCGGUGUUUCGCUAGCAGCUCUAUUUAUAUGGUAUCUACAGUCGAAAAAAACUCGGCGAACUUCACCCAUUGAGAAUGUGAAGAGGAGUAAGAACACGGAAGAACUGGAUAACAAUGAGCAAAAGAAUCGGUUUACGUCGACAGCUCGCGAGGUGUCGCCAAGUGAACAAGAGAAGAAAGUUGUGGAGAAGCCAGUCGAGUCGGAGCAAGAGCAGUGUCGUGUUUUGGUUUCUGAUACACAACUUAACGCUGGCUCCUUAAUAAUGACAACAUCAUUAGAAACCGUUUCGGCGUCAGAGGUGGACUCAUCACCUAUACCUGUAGUUAAUGGAUUUGCGAAAGAAGCAAAUGAGGAGAUUGUAAAUCAAGUAGAAAUUCGCCUCUCGAAUGAGGAGGCCCCCAAGAAAGAACCUUGUCAUGUGAAGGACGAGGAAAAAUGUCAAGAAAAACAGGUUCUUGAGGAGAUGACAGAUCUUCAACAGCAAUUAAUACUUGAUGUUUCACACCAAGCAGAACCGGAAGUGUUCUCCUGGUCUGAUGAAAUGGAGAGAAGUUACGAGGAAUCCCGUAGAAAGGAAGAAGAAGAGCGACAACAACAAGAAAAUAGUGCUGUAAAUGGAUCAGGAGAUUACACGACGAGUGAUUCCCCCGGACUUGCGAGUCAAAAUUCGGAGGUAUCCUCGCAAGAUUCGGGACGAGCCACUGGUGGAUUGGCGUCGUCCCUCUCCCCUAUGGAUGAGGCUGGCGACGUCUUACCUAUGUACGAGUUUGAAAUCCCAAAUACGUUAGUUGGAUUGAUCAUUGGAAUCAAAGGAAAGACAAUUAAGGAACUCAGUACCAGAACGGAUGUUCGGAUGCUUAUACGACAACACCAUACCCCAGAAAAAGUCGAUACCCAUCAAAUAUGUCAAGUGCGUGGAAAACGGGAACAAAUUAACCGUUGUCUUCAAAUGCUGCGUAGACGAUUCCCGCCGGCACGAUUUCCUGAAUUGAAUUUACAACCGGUAUUACCGCCACCACUUCCGAAUAAUCUAUUCGACGCACUGGCUGCCCAGCCAAGCUGGCUGACCCUCCCUGAUGCCAUACCGUGUGAGGUUGUUUGUUCUUCGGUGAUUGAUCCAGGACACUUUUUCUUGCAACAACCAACGCAUCCGUCGUUCUCCUCCUUAUCACAUCUUGACAUGUAUAUGAUUAGGCUUUAUAGCCAAGGAACAGACAUUCCCGAUUUGCCAAAACCCUGUCAAACUGGUCUCCUCUGUGCGGCUCCAGUACUCGGUGCAUGGUUCCGGGCAGUUACUGUGAGCUACUACGUGGAUACAGAUGAAGUAAUGUUAAGAUUUGUGGAUUAUGGAGGUUACACACGGUUACCAAGAAGUGAAUUGAGGCAAAUCAGGACAGAUUUGAUGUCAUUGCCGUUCCAAGCGAUUGAAUGUUAUUUAGCACACGUGCAACCAAUUGAUGGUACAUGGCAGUGGGGUGAAGCAGCAUUUGCACACUUCCAAAAAUUAUGCAUGGGUAAAGUGAUAAAUGCCACAGUUGUUGGGUUCAACGUGAACGACAAGGUUCCGAUGGUGGAGCUCACAGUGGUCGAUGAAGAAAAUAAGACGAUACGUGUCGAUCAGGAUCUAAUGGAGAAUGGUUUCGCUAAGGCAUCGGAUCCAUCGAAACUGCAAAAAGUUGCAGCAGCAAAAUCUCGACCGCUCUCCGCACAUUCGGCUCCAAUGGUUGCCGCUGUUUGA
This is a messenger RNA of Necator americanus (New World hookworm), 1857 nucleotides long. RefSeq lists its product as uncharacterized. The record is from RefSeq and is a predicted model, not a curated record. Gene Ontology annotation, molecular function: RNA binding. Bases 1 to 1857 code for a protein of 618 amino acids. Lineage: Eukaryota; Metazoa; Nematoda; Chromadorea; Rhabditida; Ancylostomatidae. The transcript is spliced from 16 exons.